AGGCCUCGCAUCACUAUAAGCAUACAAGCUCCCAAUGAGUCCACGGACUCGGAUCUCUUGACACUCGACCUGCCGCUAGAGCUGACCGUGGCGGACCUGAAAGCCUCCGUUCAGGCCGAGACCAACUUCCCCGCAUCAUCGCAGCAGUUCUUCCAUAAUGGACAGACGUUGAGUCCGGAUACGAAGACCCUCGAACAGGCCGGGAUCAAAGAUGGCGAGAUGCUCGCAAUGCUCGUAAGCGGGCCGGAGACCGCGACGAACCAGGCACAGCGGCAGCAAAGAGUAGGAGGUGGACAAAUGGGGCAAGUAGGACGUCGACGAAGAGAACCGGCAGCGCACGAGAUUGAGAGGCAACGGUUAGGGCUCUUGGCAAAUCCCACGCAAUUGGCGCAGAUCCGCGAGGCGAGACCCGACCUUGUCAACGCGAUCAACGACCCGGUCCAAUUCCGAGAUAUGUGGUUACAGAUGGCGGGAGAGGAGGAAGAGCGAGAAAGGGAGCGCCAGGCGCAACUUCAGCUUCUCAAUGAGGAUCCGUUCAACAUUGACGCGCAGAUGAAGAUCGAGGAGAUCAUCCGACAGGAGCGAGUGAUUGAGAACUUACAACAUGCCUACGAACAUAACCCUGAAGGUAACCUACUUCCUAUUAUCCAUCUAUGCUUCGUUUCGACCAACUAA
Molecule: messenger RNA, 675 nt
Organism: Eremomyces bilateralis CBS 781.70
Lineage: Eukaryota; Fungi; Ascomycota; Dothideomycetes; Eremomycetales; Eremomycetaceae
Exons: 1
Molecular function (GO): protein binding
Source: RefSeq, a predicted model, not a curated record